Messenger RNA from Coccidioides immitis RS, 1004 nucleotides. RefSeq lists its product as uncharacterized. The record is from RefSeq and is a predicted model, not a curated record. The transcript has 3 exons. Lineage: Eukaryota; Fungi; Ascomycota; Eurotiomycetes; Onygenales; Onygenaceae. Bases 34 to 942 code for a protein of 302 amino acids. Gene Ontology annotation, molecular function: serine-type endopeptidase activity.
CAGGUGGAAACGCAGGCAGAUCGCCGACUAACAAUGUUAGCAUCCGGCUUUAGCAAUGCGACUCUCACUAAAUAUACUCUCGUCUUCAUUGUCUCGUCCUCCAUUGCGGUGAGCAUCGCAGACACGAAGUAUCUCUUCUACAUCCAAGUCGUGCCGCAUCUAUGGAGCUACUGGCAAUGGUGGAGGGUUUUAAUCUGGCAGAUGUGCUACACCAAUUCUACAGAAGUUCUGCAGGCAUGUAUGGUUCUCUACAAUCUGCGCGUGGUGGAACGAUUAUGGGGAACAAGGAAGCUUGCUAGCUUCAUCGUCUCGACACUUCCCUAUACUACCCUCCUCCCGCCUCUACUGCUAUCCCUUCUCCUCCGACCCCUCACCCUAAACACCCUCAACUACCUCCCCGCCGGCCCAACCGCAAUCCUCUUCGCCCUUUUGGCCCAAUAUCACGCUGCCAUUCCAACAACCUACAAAUAUCACAUAUCUACCUCCACCGGCGCUUCCAAUUCCCAGGCCCUAACCCUCCGCUUCAGCGACAAAUCCACAGUCUACUUCCUCGCCUUCCAGCUCUCCCUCUCCCAGUUCCCACACUCCCUCCUCCCUGCAGCCGUAGGCUGGAUAAUUGGCUGCGCCUGGCGUGCAGAGCUUCUCCCGGGCCGGUUCUCCUCUCCGUCCUGGCGGAUUCCACCCUGGGUCUACGGCGGUCAGGAAAGUGCGUUUGAUCGACGUCAGCGCAGUGACAUUAUAGGACAAACCCAAACAUCACACGGAUCAGAGGCAGAGCGCUACGAAGGGCUGCGGCGACGAUUAGAGGGCGAGAGUCGUGCUGCUGCAGCGGCGACGGGGGAAAGAGUCCGCGGAAGUGGAAGUGGAGUUGACGGUGGGGAUACGCAGCGACGGGGCCCGUUGGCCGGACAGAUAUUAGAUCGAUUUCGAGGGGCGUUUUAGAUAAAAUCGACUUUUAAGCCGUACGGCUAUUGCACUUAUUAUAGAUGGCCUUUUCAUUUUCC